AAGUGGCCGGGUCUUGGUGAGGAGGCUGAUCAGGCGGGUUGACCAGAGGAAGUGGCGUAGUCCUUGAACAGGGCUGUGGGGUUGGAGGAGGGGAACUGGAGCACUGGCGCGCCCGGUGUCCGCUUCUUCGGCAAAUCAGGCAUUUAUACGGAUCCCGGCAGUCGAUCUUGUUGUGGCCCUUCUCCAGGCAUCUGUGGCAAACUCUGUGGCGAUGCUUAACAAAGGAUCUGUCGGUAGAUGGGGAAAAUGAAGACGAAGAUAGACGGCUUGAAUGCUGGUUGUUGGGGGAGAGAGCAUGCCACCAGUACGGUGCUUUAACGAUCUGCCAGCCUUCCUCCGGGUUGGAAUCCAUCUUCAACGGCGCGCAUGAAGGCGCCUGCUGCAGUACUGGGCUCGAGGGAGCCGGAGACCGCGGCGCGUCCAGGGGGGCAUUGAAGGCCAGGGACGACGCCUUCUUGAGGCAUGGCUUUGGGAUGCCAUGAAUGCGCUGCAGAGGGGGUGGGCAGGGCAGAUCUUCACCCAGAGCAAAGCGGACCUUGGAGACCUGACCUGACGCCGAGGCAGCAGUAACUGCGGGCGGAUCUUCCGGGAGGGAGCCUGGAGCGGUCCAAGACCACGGCGGGGAGGCUGGAUCUGGACCAGCUGAAAGCAGCUGCGAGAACAACGCAGGCACGAGGGACUGGCUUGCAAAACUUGGGGUGGGGAAGCUCGGGGGAAGCGGGGCGAGGCGGAUGGGGGGCUCAGCCGGGGAGGGAGCUGGGAAGCGGCAGCAGAGGCGAAGCCGGUGGCUGCGGGCGCCGGAGCAGCGCGCCGCAGGAGCGUGGGCGUGGGGAGUACCAUCUCGACAACGCUCAGUCAAAGUCCUCUCAAAUAGCUAGUGUGUCUGCUGCCUUCAGCCAUGCGACAGAGAACAAGCUUCACUUGGGCCAAGUUUUGGGUCGAUUCAACGGAGAAUUCUGGGGAAUGUUUGCAAGCACGCAGGUCAUUGGAAAUUUGAUCUCGCUCGUCGUGCUGGGGAAUGACAAGGAUGGAGGAGGUGCCAACAAGAACCUCUUGUUCACUGUAUUCCUCGGCUGCAUGGUCGUCGGCAUCGUGCCCAUGUGCCUGCUCUCCAGAAGAGAUAAGAGCAGAGGAGAAUCAGACGGCCAUGAACCCCAAGGGCGUUCCUUUCUCGCUGACACGUCGACGUCUGCCGUCACGCCGCUCGCUGACCCGAGGAUGCUCCUCCUCGCUCCUCUCCUCGCCUACUACGGCCUGCAAAAGGCAUUUGUAUGGGCUGUGUUCACCAAGAGUGUCGUGACCCCCGUUCUCGGGGUCGCCGGAGUCGGCGGGGCGAUGGCAGUCUACGGCGCGGCCGGUGUCGUCAGCUCGCUGGUCGCCGGCCGUCUGACCUCCGGCCUCCGUUCGUCCACCUUCAUUGUGUCAACCGGAGCUGUUCUCCAGGCCGGGGUGCUGCUCUGGCUGCUCUUUUUCUACAGUCCCAUGCUCGGGUCAGCAGCUCCGCUGGUCGUCGGCGACGUAUGGGGCGUCGGAGAUGGGAUUCUGAACACGCAGUUGAGUGCGUUGAUCGGGCUUCUCUUCGAGAACGACAAGUGGAGAUUAUUGACUAAGGAGCCAGAUCGGGACGCCCUGGACCUGCUCAUCGCCAAAAUUCGGGCUUCAGCCUCUCAGAUCUCCGGGACGAAUCAGGGCGUAUAAUUUUGGUGCUGUAGUUUGCGGGAUUAGGUCUCCUUCUCUUCCCUGCCUGCGUGCCGUGUUUGGCAGCUGCCUGUAUCGUUAGUACUUUGGGUC
Molecule: messenger RNA, 1791 nt
Organism: Triticum aestivum (bread wheat)
Lineage: Eukaryota; Viridiplantae; Streptophyta; Magnoliopsida; Poales; Poaceae
Product: UNC93-like protein 3
Exons: 7
Coding region: 964-1698 (244 amino acids)
Source: RefSeq, a predicted model, not a curated record